This is a messenger RNA of Paramecium primaurelia, 4333 nucleotides long. The record is from the annotation of a GenBank genome assembly. NCBI's taxonomy places the organism in Eukaryota, Ciliophora, Oligohymenophorea, Peniculida, Parameciidae.
AUGUAAAAGGUAUAACAAUAGAAAAAAAAGAAAUUAAGAGUAACCAAAAAUUUAGAGCCUAUCAUGAAAGAAUUACAAUAAUUUAGAGCAGAAGUAUAAUUUAAUUUUUUAAUUAGUAACCAGAAACAUAAUUAACAUAUGAAGAAUUAGACAAUUUUUUAUAACUAUAUAAUAAAGUGACAAGUUCAUAAAUUAUUGAAUGCAAACUCUAAAAUUUAGAUCUUUAAAUUAGAGAUGUUAAAUUUAAGAUUCAUUAUGAGGAAGAUACUUUAUUUGCAUUAAAUAAAUAAAUACAUUAAAAUUUUAGAAGAGGAUUGGCAUUUGUAAAUUAUGGAUAAGGUUGGAAAAUAUUAAGAAAAGGAUAAAAAAAGUUCUUUGAUUUAUAUUUUGAUGAUAUAUAAGGAAAAGGUGAUUAAUUUUGUCAAAGAAUUAAUUAUUAUAAUAUUGGAAGAGCUGAAGAAUUAGCUUCUUAAAAUAAAUAAAUAAAAAUCUAUAUAUCAGAAAAAGCAAAUGGUGAAAAUUGUUAGAUUUCAUAUUGCAAAGAUAUUGAUAGUUGGAGUAUUUCAUCUAAAAACAAAACUCUUGUACUAAGAGAUGAAAAUGAUAUGUAAGCAUAAUAUUAUUAAAAUGAUUCAUAUAAAGUUGCAUUAAUGAUUGCAAAAUAAUGGUUUAGAGAAUUAUAAUAAAUAAAUUAACCAUUAGAUGGUUUAAAAAAUAUAUUAUAAGAUCAUACAUUUGUUGGUGAAUUUUGUGGUCAUGUUUAACUUUAACAUUUAAUUAGAUAUGAUGAUGUAUAAAUAAGAUUUUUCUCAAUUGUGAAAAAAAAUGGAAUUGAAACAUGUUUAUCACCUAAGUUUUCUCAAUAAAUCUUUGAAAAUUUAUAAUUGAAAACAGUUAAAUUUAGAGAAAUUAUAACAAAUAGUAUUUAGGAUUUAAAAAUGAAAUUGUUAGAAUUAGAAAAAGAAAUAUCAAGAAUGACUUUAAAAGAGAUGGGAGAAGGAUCAGUAUUAUAUUUUUGUAAUUCAGAGAAUGAUGAAUGUUUAUCAUUAGCAAAAUUAAAAACAAUUGAAUGUAUUUAUAAUAUUAAUAUAUAGAUCGAAUUAUUAGAAAAAUAAGAGAAAAAAUGAAAUCAUUAGUUUUUAAAAAAAUAGAUAAUAAAAUAUGUUUGAAUAAAUUUAUCAAUGAAUGUUAGCAGUUUCCUUACUUUAAUGAUCCAGAAUUUUAAAAAGCUUAUUACAUUGAAUUAUGCACUAAAUUAUUGAGUUUUGGUUAAUAGUAAUUAAUAAAUUAUAUUUUAGUCUAAUAAAAGAAUUGAAGGAAGAAAAACUUUAUAAGAGUGUUUUCAAUGUAAUAAAAUAAAGUUUUUUGGAUUUUCUUGAUUUAAUUAAAUAAAAUGCUCCAUUUGAUUUUAUUGUCAAUCAUUUUGUCAAGAUGAAAUAAUAAAAUGUAGAAUAAAUUUAAGAUAUUGAUGAUAAUGAGGAUGAAUUAGAAUGAUAUUUAUAGAUUUGUACAAUAUAUAAUUUAAAUCUAUCUCAAAAAUAGAAUUUAAAUUUCAUUUAUGAAAGUUCCUUUAAAAUAAAUAAAAUAGUAAUUCAAUAAUUCAAAGUUAUUUCACAAUUUUCAUCCUAAAAUUUGAAUAAAAAGAAUUUAUAUAAAAAAUAAUUGAUUUAAUUAUUGUUAAAUGCAUUAGACUACAGAUUUAGACUAUUAGAAGUUGAAAGCAAAAUAGGAUUUAUAAUCUGUAAAAUAUUUGGCUUGAAUAAGAUAUUUUUAUUAGUUUCUUUAUUUAAUGGAUUUUGCUUUUUAUUUAAUACCAAUAUUUGUUUUGGAUGGGAUUACAAAAUUAUUAUAAUAUAUGCUUGUACAGCACAAUUUGCCUUUUUGAUUUCAAGACUUCUCUCUAGUUAAGGGUAUGUAUCAAAAAUUAUAUUAAAUUAGGAUUAAUUCUUAUUGUUGUUUUGCCAUAAUGGAAAGUACAUUAUUAAUUACUUAUCUUUUGGGAUUUAUAUACAAUAAAGAAGUUUCACCAAUUAAUAUUAAUUUAAUUAGCUACACUCUUCUAAUAAUAUAAUUUGUUAUAUUAGCAAUUACUAUUCUAAUGGGUAGAUAAAACUUAGAAGGUUAAGGACAUGAUUAAUCUAAAUAAAUACAAGAAAUAGUAUUUAUAAUAUGAGUUUAGUUAGUAUCAGCUUUAAAGUGUAUAGGAUCCUUAUAAAUUGUAUUUUUAAGUUUGAAGUUGAGUAAUCAAAUAAAUUGGUGUUGGAUGCAAACAUUUAUUAUAAUCUGGUUCAUUAUUGGUACAAUGAUAUUGAUUGAAAUAUGUUUAUUUAUUGAUUUGUUGAUGAAAUGUUAUAAUAACAAAUAAGAAAAUAAAAAACAAAUAAGUAAGAGUAUAAGUAUAUAAGUUUAUGGCAGUAUAUGGUUUAACAUAGUAUUAAUUGGUUUUAUUUCGAUAUCUUUAUUAACAUUUUUGGGUUUGGGAUUAUUAUUAGAUUAUCAGAUAUCUUCAAUGAAUUUAGGUGGUUUUAUAUUAACAAUUAUAUAUUAUAUUUUAGAAAUUGGGUAUUAUAUAAAAAAUAAGAAAGAUUUAAUGUAAAAUUAUUAAUUAAAAUUAGUUCAUUUUUAAAUAUUUAAGAAAAUUUAACAUAAAUAUAGAAUUAAGAAUAGAAUAAUGAAUAAACAAGUUUAAAGGAAAGGAUAAAAUAAAUUCAUAGAUUAAGUGUAAGUAGAAUGCCUUAAUUUAUGAUAAAAUUAUCUGCUACUUAUUUUAAGAAGAAAGAAUAAAUAAGUAUAAAAAAUUCACCAAUUGGUUCAAUAUCUAAUUAAGAUAAGAAAUUUAGAUCAAUAAGUUUCUCAGAUAUCAAAUAGAAUAAAGAUAAUAAAAAGUAAUCUUCAUAGAUAUAUGAUGAGGAACUUACAAAGAGGUUUGAUAAUUUAUUAUCAUCUCCUCGAUUAAAAUUAGAAGUUAGUGAAAGUAUAGGUGCAGAAUUAUCUAGUAGAGUAUAACCAAAAUAGAUAUAAUUAUGUUUAAUUUGUUAUGAGAAGGAAAGCAAUAUGAUUAAUUAACCAUGUGGUCAUGGAGGAUUUUGUUAGGAAUGUUCAUAAUAAUUAUUGGCCAAGAGUGAUUUAUGUUUAUUGUGUAGGAAACCUGUGACUCAUGCAUUAAUAAUUUAAGGAGUUGAAAAUCGGGAAAGCUUAGUUGAAGUUGUAGGUAUCUAUUAAGAUGCAAAGAAGUAAUGACAAUUAAAUUGGUUUUAAAAUAUUUUUUAUAAUAUAUGAACAAUAAUAGUAAUAUUUUUAGACCACCUUCUUCUCAUAAAGUGUAAACUCCUUAAUUUGCUAAAGAAUAAUAACAACCUAAAAAUGCGAAAGGAAAUAAUAGAUAAGUUUUUAGAAGUAUUCAAUUUAUAUUAAUAAUAAUAGUCUAGACAUUUAAAUUAAGUCCUAAUUUCAAGAAUAAUCUAAGUUAAAUGCCUUCAACUUAAGAUAGUAAAUGAUAAGUUUAUUUUAGCAUUGGAAUAGAAACUAGCAGAUCAAACUUCAGAAAUAAAAUUACUUUAAAAUCAAAUAGCAGAGUUAAAGAAGUAAAAUGAGUUAUUAGAAUAAAGAUUGAGAAAGGCGAAUUCGGUAAUUCUUAAAAUAAUUUUAGACUGUUUCUGAUUAUUGGAUUAAAGUUAAAGAUACAUAAACUAAACUCCAACAGGUUUCAAACAAAUUUAAAAGUAGUAGGGAUAAGAAAAAAAUGUAUAAAAGAAGAAUAAUAGAUGCUUUAAAUUAUUUUUAUGGUCGAUACACAGAUGCUUAAUGUAUAUGAAAUUAUGAAAAUAGAAUAGAAUACUCCAUUUUUAUAAUUAGAAGAACUAAGAUAAAUAUUAUUACAAUUAGGAAUGCAUGAAUCAAUUGUUUAAGAAAUGCAAUAUUUAAAUUAAUAAGCUCAAAAUUAAUUGAAUGUUAAUAUUGACAAUAUGACAUAUGAAUAAAUCUUAAAUCUAUAAGAAAGAAUUGGGUAAUCAUAUAAUGACUAUUAUAAGUAAUCAAAAUGUAGGAUUAACAAAAUUAUAAAUAAAAGAAAUUCCAAAAAAAACUAAAGAAGCUAAUGAUAAUGUUGAAGAAAUGUAAAUUAUUAAUUAAUAUAUAUAUGAAUAGUUGCACUAUUUGUUAUGAUCAAAUAUUAACUGGAAAUGUAUAUAGAUAACUUUCAUGCAAUCAUAUAUAUCAUUCAAAGUGUAUAAAAGCAUGGCUCUUAAAUCACAAAAAAUGUCCAGUCUGUAAUAUAGAAGUGAUUCUUGGUUCAGAUUAGCAUAAUGACCAUAAUCACUAACAAACAUAAUGA